UCUUCCUCCCCCUCCUCCUCUCUCUCUCUCUCUCCUCUGUGCUGAAGUUCCUGUCCCUGUCCCUGUCUCUGUCUCUGUCUCUUUCUCUCUCUCCUCUUCUUCAUCACCUGUAAGCAUUCCCUGUGUGUGUGCGUGCGUGUGUGUGUGUGUGCGUGUGGGGGUGUUUCUUUCGUUGUGUGGUAGAUCUGCUGCGAGAAAGAGCCCGACCCAUCUCGCGGUUCCUUCGGAUGAGCGCUGUACGACUUCACAGCCUCCGAAUUCGUGUCGAAAGAUGUCGUCUUUGAGGUCAGAUCCGAGCUCCUCCCGCGUGCACCCCGAGCCCGUCGUCCCGGCCGACCACUUCGACCGCCUCCCGGACUCCCUCCUCCUCCUCAUCUUCAACCGGGUCGCCGACGUCAAGGCCCUCGGCCGCUGCGGCGUCGUGUCCCGCCGGUUCCGCUGCCUGGUCCCCCAGGUCGACACCGUCCUCGUCCGCGUCGAUUGCGUCAUCUCCGAAGACGAGUCCGCCUCCCCUGCCCUCUCCGACAAGGGGCGGAACCCGCUCGCGAGCUUCUUCCGCGUGGUCCUGGGCAACAUAGUGAAGCCUCUUCAGGCGCUCGGCUUGUUCUCCGGAGCGAAGAGGGGGGCCCAGUCGGGCCCUUCCUCUUCGUCUUCGCUCGCUGUCGGGAGUGAAUGCGAUGGCGAAAUGGACCAGGGUGGCGUCACUCACCACUCUCCUACUCAGGUCUUGAAGAAUUUCAAUGAGAUUCGGUUCCUUCGCAUUGAAUUGCCGAGUGGAGAGUUGGGGAUUGAUGGUGGGAUUCUGUUGAAGUGGAGGGCGGAUUUUGGGUCUACGCUUGACAAUUGCGUCAUUUUGGGUGCUUCUUCGGUUGUACGGCCUGGGCCAUUCAAGAAUUUCGUGGGUUUUGAGAAUGGAACAGAUGCGGGUUGCGCCAACGACGAUAGCGGAAGUAUUCCCGAGUCCUUCUACACAAAUGGAGGCCUCAAAUUGAGGGUUGUUUGGACUAUAAGCUCUUUGAUUGCUGCAUCUGCAAGGCACUACUUAUUGCAGCCCAUAAUUGCAGAGCAUAAGACUCUCGAUUGCUUGGUUUUGACGGAUGGUGAUGGGCAAGGAGUGCUGUGUAUGAACAGAGAGCAGCUCGAGGAGCUGAGGGUGAAACCAUUAUCAGCUUCUUCAUCUUCGAAGAGGACAUUGGUGCCUGCGCUCAAUAUGAGGCUCUGGUAUGCGCCGCACCUGGAAUUGCCCGAUGGAAUUGUACUGAAAGGGGCAACUUUGGUUGCCAUAAGACCUAGUGAGCAGUCUGGGUCGAAGAAGGACAUGGCUGAUGGGUCCUGGAUUUCGACUGCAUUUGAGGAGCCUUAUGGAACUGCGGCUAGAAUGCUGGUCAAAAGGAGGACCUACUGCUUGGAGAUGAACUCAUUUUGAUAUCCCCCUGGAAGUUCAGGGUAAGCUGAUUGCUAAAAGGGAAAACAAGUUUGCACCCUUCCGGUGGGGCUGGAUGAGACCACGAUUUUGUCAGUGCUAGGAGCAGCCAAAUGCAGCUUCAAGUGAGCCAAAGUGUGCUGUCUAUGCGAAGUACUUCUUUGGGGGCAAGUCUCUUAAUUCUGUACUAAGCUCUGAUAUUUGAGAUGCAUCUGCCGGUCAAUUUCCCAAGGCAUGUGCUUGCAAUGAGCACAACAACUAUAGAAAUGAUGUUAGAUUCCUGAGUUUGUAGUCUUCUCAACUUGUAAUCUUAUACUAUGUGAAUAUUGUAGUGAAGAACAUAUACUCUAGAAAUUCACGAACCAGUGUACUCUUCGUGGGGCUUUGAAAUCCGGAUGCUUGUGCCAGCACAGUCGGCUGAGGUGAAUUAUAAUAAAGGAUGAUGAAGGUGGAAUUCCAAGCUUAUGAAGAGUCAUGAUAAAAAAAUGACAAGUUCUCUGUUGUGAAGUUAUCGUAGCAUGUUACAUGGGAGUUUUGGCCCCAGUUAUACGGGACAGAGGUGUAUGAUAUCAUGUUUGGCAACUUCAUGCUUCUUUCAAAACUUGUAGGAAAGCUAUGAUGCUUGUAAGGAUCGAGCAGACAUUGUGAUCUGUAAUGCUUACAUUGGCUUUUCUUCUCC
Syzygium oleosum is the source of this 2102-nucleotide messenger RNA. Its product is annotated as F-box protein At5g46170-like. NCBI's taxonomy places the organism in Eukaryota, Viridiplantae, Streptophyta, Magnoliopsida, Myrtales, Myrtaceae. The transcript is spliced from 2 exons. The record is from RefSeq and is a predicted model, not a curated record. The coding region runs from base 272 to 1426 and encodes 384 amino acids. Gene Ontology annotation, molecular function: protein binding.